AUGACUGGACGCGGCAAAGGCGGAAAGGGCCUCGGAAAGGGUGGUGCCAAGCGUCACCGAAAGAUUCUUCGCGACAACAUCCAAGGUAUCACCAAGCCUGCCAUCCGACGUCUCGCCCGUCGUGGCGGUGUCAAGCGUAUCUCGGCCAUGAUAUACGAAGAGACCCGUGGUGUCCUCAAGUCCUUCCUCGAGUCCGUCAUUCGUGACGCUGUCACCUACACCGAACACGCGAAGAGAAAGACCGUUACUUCUCUUGACGUCGUGUAUGCCCUCAAGCGACAAGGCAGAACCCUCUACGGUUUCGGUGGUUAG
Cladophialophora psammophila CBS 110553 is the source of this 312-nucleotide messenger RNA. RefSeq names its product histone H4. Gene Ontology annotation, molecular function: protein heterodimerization activity; DNA binding; structural constituent of chromatin. The transcript is spliced from 3 exons. The coding region runs from base 1 to 312 and encodes 103 amino acids. Gene Ontology annotation, cellular component: nucleosome. The record is from RefSeq and is a predicted model, not a curated record. Gene Ontology annotation, biological process: nucleosome assembly. Lineage: Eukaryota; Fungi; Ascomycota; Eurotiomycetes; Chaetothyriales; Herpotrichiellaceae.